Molecule: messenger RNA, 4196 nt
Organism: Harpia harpyja (harpy eagle)
Lineage: Eukaryota; Metazoa; Chordata; Aves; Accipitriformes; Accipitridae
Gene: SYTL3
Product: synaptotagmin like 3
Exons: 16
Coding region: 785-2641 (618 amino acids)
Biological process (GO): intracellular protein transport; exocytosis
Cellular component (GO): exocytic vesicle; plasma membrane
Molecular function (GO): neurexin family protein binding; small GTPase binding
Source: RefSeq, a predicted model, not a curated record
CUUUUAUAGUGUCUUGUGCCAAGUCUCCUUUUAAUGUUAGAAAAAUGAGUAACUUCUCUUUGAUUGCUAGUCGCUGUUGCUGGUAACAAAACCAGAGACUUGGCAAAAGCUGUUGUAACCCUAGAGCUCUUUGUUGAAUGCAUUUGCUUUUAGCUGUUUCGGGGAUGCUCCUCUGUAAGUAUGUCAGUCUAAUUUCAGUGCCCAAAGGAAGGAAAGGGGGUGAAGAACAGCCACCAGUUUUCUUUAAGGAAAGAUAAAUAAUAAGAGUGCUACUCAUCUCUUAAAAGCGGUUUACUUCCACACAUCUUUCUUUGAUGGUUGCUGAAAAGGUCCAGAAAUCUCAAAUCUACAAGACCAAAUAAAAAAACCCAGCAUUCCCCCCCACUCCUUUACUCCAUCUCUUGGUGAAUUCUCCCUCCAUCUGGUGACAGUUAAAGCCCUAUCUAGGACCUUGCUGCAAGUUCUCCUCUCUUUUGGAACCACUCAGCAAAAAAAAGAAAAGAACAAGGAGUCUUUUCAUGUGAGAAAGACAAGACUGUUGUGACCUUGCUAACUGUUCAUAUUCCCUGGGUAGCAGAGACACUUAAAUGAUGAUGCGUGUGAAGGCAGACACAGUUAUUUUUCUCUUCAGGGGUAUGACACAGUAAACGUAUCACCAAUCAAGUAAGAGCGCAGGCACUUAGUAAACACUCAGACUACAUUAUACUCUAUAACAUAGUAUCCAUCGCUGGAUGUAGUAGAACCAUAGGACAGUAGUCUACAAAAUAAGUGAAGUUUGGGGAAAAUGGCCUGUGAAUUUAAUCUAAACUUCCUUAAGGAAUUGGAACGAGAGGCUGUUCUAGAAGUCCUGUACCGUGACCAGAUGGUGAGAAAAACAGAGGAGGAAAGAAUAAGGAAACUGAAACUGCAGCUGCAGCAGCUUCGAUGGAAAGGGGCAAGAAAUGUAAACCAUGAAUACCAGGAGAGAUCUUGUGCUCGCUGUCAGAAAUCGCUUGGUUUAUUGAUGAACAGAGGUGCAGUAUGCAAUGGGUGCAGUCAUCGAGUGUGCUCCGAAUGCCGUGUCUGCCUGAAUCCCUGCCUUUGGAAAUGCACCGUUUGUUAUGCUCAUGGAGAUGUGAAAGUAAAGGCUGGUGAAUGGUUCUUUGAGGAGCGAGCAAAGAAAUAUCCAGGUGAAGGCAGACAUGAAACAGUUGGUGCAAAGCUCUUGAAAUCUUAUCAGAAACUGAGUAAAAUUUCCGUCGUACCUCCUACUCCACCUCCUUUCACAGAAUCCACAGCAGGAAGCAACCUGACGGUAAAUGAACUCGGACAGUCUAAAAGUUUUAAUAAAUCUGUGGAAAACUUGGUUUUGUCUCUCACAACUCAUAUAAAAAAAAUCUCUAAGUCCCAGAAUGACAUGGCUGACAGACGUCUCCUAACCACAGAUUAUGGGCAGAACGUGGAAAGAAGGAAGCAAAGAAGGAGCCAGUCUGACACUGCCAUCAACAUUACAAGCAGGAUGAAAAGUACACCCAGUCUUCAACAGCUCAUCACUGGGGCCCAAAAUGACAGUGAAAUUCUGACCAGAAGGAAUUGCAAGGAGGAAGAAGACAUAACAAGCAGUCCCACAAGUGAUGCAGUUUUCUGUGAUGGCAGAAAACAUGGGAGUUUGUAUAGUCUUAACAGCACUUGCACGGAGUCUGGCAAUUUUGGCAAGGCUAAUGUCAGAGGAGAAAUAGAGUUUGCCAUAAGAUACAUCUUCAAAGCUUGCAUCUUAGAAGUUUGCAUCAAGGGAUGCAAGAACCUGGCUUAUGGAGAGGAGAAGAAGAAAAAGUGUAACCCGUAUGUUAAGGUUUAUUUACUUCCCGAUAAAUCUCCUCGGAGUAAGCGGAAGACAGCUGUCAGAAAGAGCACAGUGGAUCCGGAAUUCGAUGAGACUUUAAAGUACAAGAUUGAAUACUCCCAGCUGGGAAGUCGGCAGCUUCAGAUCUCUGUGUGGCAUGCAGGAGCACUCAAAUACAGGGUGUUUUUGGGGGAAGUGGUGAUUCCGCUGGCAGCAUGGAAUUUCGAAGACAACUCGAUGCAGUUGUUCAACUGGUACCAGCUCAAACCCAAGCUUGAAAAGCCUGAAGAUGAUUUUAACCAGUACAGCGGCGAACUCCUCAUGUCUGCAAGACUGUCAUUACCAGCCCAGCAUAAAAAUGUCCUGUUUGAAGGAAAAAAAGACCCAGGAGUUCCCAACUGCCAGCUUCAGGUUAUGAUAUUUGGGGCCAAGAACUUGCCCAUGCUGAGAUCUGCUGGAAUGCCGAAUUCAUUUGUUAAAGGUUGUCUUAUCCUUCCAGACCAAGCAGAGGUAAAGCGAAAGUCUCCUGUCCUGAAGAAAGAAGCCUUUCCCCAGUGGAAACACUUGUUUGUCUUUGAUGGUGUUACCCCAGCUCAGCUACAGCAAUCAUGUCUACACUUGACUGUCUGGGACAAGUCAAGUUUCAGCUCAAGUGAUCAAUUCCUAGGAGGAGCCAAGCUUGGUGCAGAGGAAUCGUUGGGCUCUGCAGAUCUUGUUUCUCAGUCAGUGCUCCAAUGGCAGGAAGUGCUCCGCAGCCCAAACAUGUGGAUGGACUUUACACUUGUACUGCAUUCAAAUAAGGAAAACUUUAAAUCAUGAGAGAUUACCACACAACUUUUCCUUCCCCAUGUGUGAUGUUUCAAAUUCAAGUGGCACAUACCUUUCAGGUCUGCAGAAAGGUACACUGCAACAGUACCUACUCCAGCUUUUGAGGAAUAGAGUUAUAGAUUUGAAAGUGUGUGAUGUUCUGAAGGUUUUAUUUCUCCAAAAGUUAAGGCUUUGUUAUCCGUGUCUCUAGCUGGAGUAUAAGGUUAUUGUUUCUUCAGGAGUGACAUACUCAGUUUGAAAUGCAUUAUGUUGACAAGGUAACAGUUGCCAGAUGGUAUGCAGUUUUCCAUUUCUGGGCAUAGCAGAACAGUUAAUUAUUUAAUUUAAUCACAGAUAGGAAUACUUCUUAAGAGAAAAUAACUGUUACCUUAAAGUUACAUGCUUUCACUCUGAUCUUGAUGUUUUAUACAUGUUCAGAGAGAACUGAAAACUAGCUUAUCUUUAACUGCUUGCUGCAGCUGGGUGAUGCUAACACCUCUGUGCUUCAGAUUUAUCUACAGUGCCACCAUUAUUUCACAUGACUCUAAAAAGCUUUGGCCUGUGGCCACAUGCCUCUCAAAAUGUGUGCUGUAUCAUGGUGCUUGAAACCAGUUGAAUGUAUAAAUUUUCCCACAGCAGGAGUGUGGGACAACAGCUUAUAGAGUAAGUGUGGUUGUAGGAAGUUCCUUGUUCUUAUCAGCUGCUGCUGUAAGACAGUACUAAGAAGUCUGAUCCACAUGGUAUACAGCACAGGACAAGAGUUUAGUUAAGGUUAUCAUUUAUUCAUGUGAACUGGUGGAAAUGCAAGCUUAAGGCUCAACUACUGUGUCAGUUCACUUUGCCUCAGAUGGAGUGUUACAGUCAGCAGAAAAUUCCUAUCUACCACUGUAACUAGUGCUGCUGUUACAUACCUCCAGUCAUUACAGCAAGUAUUUUCCUUUCUUCCUUUCCAGGUCAAUGUGACUUUUAAGGACUUAAGAGUUAAAGACACAGGGAUUCAUAUGCUAAGCUUAGGAACUAAGAGCAGUAGGACAGGUUACACAAAAUACACCCCACACAAGAAACACUUGAUGCCAAGUCCUUUGUUACUUUGCAGAUCUUUUAUUUAGAUGUUUGCUGCUGCAGAUAAAAAAACCACCCAAGAUUCAAUUCAAGUAUAAAGCAGCAUAGAUGUUGUAAAUGGAAGAGAAGAGCUGACAACAUACUGUAUCUCACUUUCUAACAGAUUUUCAAGGAAAGGGGAAGAUUGCGGGGAAGGAAUGGUCACAGAAAUGGUCUCUACUAGAGAGAAUACAACUGUGAUAUAAACAAGCAGUCCCUUCAUCUUUGGAGUCUGAAACUUUAAAUCAAACAUUUAAAAAAAAUUAGAAAAUUUGUUAGAAAAAUAGGUGCAGUAAAAUUGUAUAUAUUGGAUCAUGUGUACAUAUAACAGUUUUCAUUAAGUAAAAAAAUGAUCUUUACAAAUAAUGCUUUAUAGCAAAUAAUCAGUUGCACUGUAUCAGACUACAGUGUUGUUUAGGCAUUUUUACAGAUGCAAGUCUUAUUAAAUCUGAAAAGUAACAAAAUA